This is a messenger RNA of Zingiber officinale, 2986 nucleotides long. RefSeq names its product glutamate receptor 3.4-like. Gene Ontology annotation, cellular component: plasma membrane. The transcript is spliced from 6 exons. Lineage: Eukaryota; Viridiplantae; Streptophyta; Magnoliopsida; Zingiberales; Zingiberaceae. Bases 51 to 2789 code for a protein of 912 amino acids. The record is from RefSeq and is a predicted model, not a curated record. Gene Ontology annotation, molecular function: glutamate-gated receptor activity.
AUCAGCUGAAGUGGCACAAAAUCCCCACCACAGGUCCGCAACACAAAGCCAUGGCCAUUUGGAUCACAGGUCGCGGUGGCCUGCGCUUGCUCUUGCUCGUCCUUGCCACUUCCUUUUGCGCGCUUGUGGGAGCCGGCCGGCCUGCCUCGGUCAACAUCGGGGCAGUUUUCGCGUUCGAUUCCAUCAUCGGCAGAGCCGCGAAGGUCGCGAUUGAAGCCGCCGUUGCCGAUGUGAAUAACGAUUCGUCUAUUCUUCGAGGGACGCGGCUGAAUCUCAUAAUGAAAGAUACGAAAUGUAGCGUUUUUCUUGGAUCUGUCGCAGUCUUGACAGUUCUUGAGCAGGAUGCUAUUGCGAUAAUUGGACCACAGUCAUCUUCAAUAGCUCACAUGCUUUCUUCAUUUUCUAAUGGACUUAAUGUACCACUAAUAUCUUUUGCAGCUUCGGAUCCAACUCUUUCUUCUCUUGAUUUUCCCUUCUUUGUCCGUACGACAUUCUGUGAUUCCUAUCAGAUGGCUGCAAUGGCAGACCUAAUAGAUUAUUUUGGAUGGAGAAAGGUUAUUGCAAUUUAUGUUGAUGAUGAUUAUGGAAGGAAUGGAAUAUACUAUCUUGAUGAUACACUCGCCAAGAAAAUGUCAAAGAUUUAUAAAAUUGCUUUUCCAAUCAAAGCAAGUCGGAAUAAGAUAAUGGAUUUGCUGCAAAUGUCUAAGCUAAUAGGUCCACGUGUUUAUGUGGUUCAUGCUACCCCUGACUCUGGUCUGGAGAUAUUUUCUGCUGCUGAGCAGCUUAAUAUGCUGACUGAUGGAUAUGUUUGGCUGACAACAGAUUGGCUUGCAACUGCUCUAGAUACAUUUCAAUUGGUCAAUUCAAGCUAUCUGCAAGGAGUCGUUGGUUUCCGUCAAUACAUUCCUCAUUCAAGAGAAAGGGAUUCUUUUUUGUCUAGAUGGAGUGAUUUACAAGUUAAGGGAGGAGUAAGCUCAAGAUUGAAUACCUACAGCUUCUCUGCAUAUGACACAGUUUGGGCAGCUGCUCAUGCAAUCAAUCACUUUCUAGACGAACAUGAGAAUAUAACUUUUUCCUCUAACAGUGACUUACUGGGCAUAAAAGGGAAAAUGCAGCUGGGAAGGCUCAAGACCUUUGAUGGAGGGAGCUUAUUACUGCAGAAGAUAUUACUUCUAAACUUUCCUGGUUUAUCUGGUCAAAUUCGGUUCGAUAACGACAAAAACCUCAUUAAUCGUAUGUAUGAAAUUUUCAACGUUGCUGGUUCAGUGGCUAAUAGAGUUGGGUAUUGGUCUAACUUCACUGGUCUGUCCAUCUCUUUACCUGCUAAUCUACCUUUAAGCAGACCAAAAAAAUUGAGCCUUGGCAGGGUUCUUGGGAGGAUAACUUGGCCUGGUGGAAAGACAAAAAUUCCACGAGGUUGGGUUGUGGCAAGUCAUGAGAGGCCACUGAGAAUAGCUGUUCCUAAUAGAGCUAGUUAUCUGGAGUUUGUGAGAAUAUCAAACGUCAGAAGUGGGGAUAAUAUCAGUGGAUAUUGCAUCGAUGUAUUCAAAGAGAUAGUAAAACUGAUUCCCUAUGAGGUUCCUUAUGAGUUUGUGCCAGUUGGCAAUGGCCACUCAAAUCCAAAUUAUAAUGAUCUUGUGAACAUGGUGGUGCAAGAGGUCGUCGAUGCUGCUGUUGGUGAUAUUGCUAUAGUCACAAACCGGAGUAGAAUCUCUGAUUUUACACAGCCCUAUGUCUGUACUGGCCUUGUGAUUUUAGCUCCUGUUAAGAGUACAAAGUCAAGUACUUGGGUUUUUGUCAGACCUUUUACUGUUGGGAUGUGGUGCAUGACUGGAUCAUUCUUUUUCAUCAUUGGGUUUGUUAUUUGGCUACUUGAGCAUAGGGUCAACAGUGCUUUUAGGGGUCCACCGAGGCGGCAAUGCAUAACUUUAUUUUUGUUUAGUUUCUCCACUCCCUUCCAAUCACAGCAAGAAGAUGUUUUGAGUACUCUUGGACGAUUUGUUAUGAUGGUGUGGCUAUUUCUUCUGAUGGUCACGACAUCAAGCUACACUGCAAGUUUAACUUCACUCCUUACUAUCCAACAACUUUCAUCUCCAAUAAAAGGAAUUGAGAGUUUAAUUGCUAGCAACGAACCUAUUGGCUAUCAAGAAGGAUCUUUUGCUCAAAGCUAUCUUGUAAAUGCACUCAACGUACACCCAUCAAGGCUUGUUUCGCUUGGCUCUCCUGAAGCUUACAAAGAAUCACUAGAACUUGGGCCAAACAAUGGAGGUGUAGCAGCAAUUGUAGAUGAGCUUCCAUAUGUUGAAUUAUUUCUAGCCAAAACCAAUGGUUUUGGCAUUGUUGGGCAGGCCUUCACGAAGAGUGGAUGGGGAUUUGCCUUUCCAAGAGACUCUCCCCUCGCUGUUGAUAUGUCAACAGCGAUACUAAAGCUUUCUGAGGACGGAGUACUCCAAAAGAUCCACAAAAAAUGGUUUUGCAACACAAGCUGCAUUUCUCUGACUGGCAGCAGCUCCGAGCCUAACCAGCUUCAUUUGACCAGCUUUUGGGGAUUAUAUUUGGUCUGUGGUGUUGCUGCAUUUGCCUCGCUUCUAUUAUUCUUUCUAAAGGUAAUUUGUCAGUUCAUUCACUCGAAUAGGAAGAAUGAAGAUCAUGUAUCCACUUCCUCUGAGCUACAUAACAGAAGCUUUUCUCAAGUCAUAACCAGCUUCUUUGGUUUCAUCGAUCAGAAAGAAGCAGCCAUAAUGAACAUGGUUAAGCAAAAAAGCUCCUCAGUACCUGAAAUUAAGUAGUCAAAUCCUUUCUUUAUAUCAUGUCAAUAGAUGGAUAAACGUUUUAAAUUUUUGUCCUUGUCUAUUGGCAUUGAAUCAUAGUGUAUCUUGCUACUGUUAAUUUAAUCGCUUUUUAUCCUCGACCCGCAUGUCAUGUUCAUGUGAAAUUUUUUAAAAAAUAGUUUUUUUUUUAAUAAAAAACCAUGAUGGUUUUGUUG